CUUCCAAAGUCUGGAGUUUUUGGAGUGAGCGAAGAAGGGGCCGAGGAGUAAGUUGCGAAGAGCUCGUGCGCCAAAGAGCGCCAUUUUUUUACGGCCGCGAAGAACACCACCGCCGCACACACCGACGUUUGUUGGCGGGGGGACAACCCGUGGCACACUCUUGGCGUUUUCAAAAAGGCGCGCGCCCAGCUAGUGUACAGUCAACGUCGUUGUCGACGACGCAGAGCGGAAAUGUGCAUCCUCCUUCUAGCGUUGGGCCUCCUGGCCCUCAGUUCUAACCUCGGAUGCGAGGCUCAUUUCUUCAAGAAAGUUGGACUGUUUCGCCCCUACGGAGGCAACAACCCAGGCGUGAGCUACCUAGGACUCCCACAUCAAGGGCACUACUUUGGAGCAUUACCAGGCCGUGACGUUCUUACGAUACCUGCAAGGCUCCCUGCAAGGCUCCCUGCAAGGCUCCCUGCAAAUCUCCCUGCAAGGCCCCCUGCAAGGCCCCCUGCAAGGCUCCCUGCGAGGCUCCCUUUACCACACGGUGGCAACUUCGGAUUUCGAAUUCAUAUCCAACGCAAUCUGCCAGGACGAGCACCGUAUGUUCCUCACCAGCCCUUGCCGCCUCAUGGCGGUGGCGGCUGGAGAUAUGCCAUUAGGCCGGUCAACUACCCUACAGAUCCGGCUGCUACUCAUAGACCGGUAAUUCCGUGGAGACCAAUUUAUCCGUCAGGACGAGUGGUUACGUCAAAACUGCUAGUUCUCUCAGGACGAGCGGUCUGGCCAAGGCCAGUCAACAAGCCAGGCAAGCGGCCAGCACCGGGAGGCGGCAGCAAUACUCCAGGUCCGGCUGCUACUGAUAGGCCAGUAACUGCGUGGAGACCAACUUAUCCGUCAGGACCAGUGGUUACAUCAAAACCGUUGGUCCCAUCAGGACCAGUGGUCCCAUCAACGCCAGUCAACAAGCCAGGCAAGUGGCCAGAACCGAGUGGCGGAAGCAAUCCUCCAGGGAAGGGGACCAAUGACGGCGCGCCAUGUGACGACGAGUGCAAGCCCGGAGAGAACGACUCCAACAUCCAGACUCAUAUUCACAAACGCUCCUUGACUCGACGGUAAACCUUGACUCCGUGGAGUUGAGGAAACUGCUUCUCCUCAACUCGAGGGUCCAGUGGUAUUCAUGGAUGCUGCUCAGCGUUUCUUCUGACGAGGAGCACUUCACGAAGGCGUCUUCCACUCCAACGCACUUGAGAGACGCAGGGGUUGGGGGGUGGGGGGUGGGGGGAGAGAUUAUGCCAAAAUACUAUGUCUAAAGCAUCCUGGGAGCAUCGAAACAAGAACAGUUAUUUUUUUUUAUUUUCCGUUCUAAACUACUAUUAUAAGUUUUUGGGAGUCGGCGCUGCAGCGGCAGAAAUGUUUAUCCUGCGUUGUGGUUACAGAGCCAACAGAGCUGCGGGGAUUGUUCUCUCUGGCAACAUAACAGCCUAGUAUGCGAGCGAACGAUGCCAUGUUUUGUUAUUACUUCUAACAAGCAUCGAAGAUCACAACACGACGCGUAGGUGCAGUGUGCGUAUUCUGGUGGCAAUGUGAUCAGUAAUAGCUCACUCGAGACGACGAGUCUUUGGAAAGGGAGAACAUACGCAGUGCUGCUGUUUUUAGUUCUCUCACAGAAAUAUUCCGCCGUAAGGCGGCAAACAGGUAUAAAAGGGUACAAAAUAGAAAACCACAGUAGCUGAGUUUUAACUUGACCCGCUCGGAUCAUCUUUGGAGACAUAUAUUCCAUCACCCAGAAAAUGUGAUCGUGGAACGAAUGCUUCGCAGACGACCGCAUUCCUGUGCGAGCGCCGUGUGUUUGUAAAUGCGUCGUAGCGGACGUAGCGCAUCUCUAGUUCGUUUAUGUUAGUUUUAUCAGCAAAAAAAAAAAGGAGUUCCUAAAUUUCCUCGACGUAGUUAUUAUAACACAAAAGUUUAUUUAAACUAGCCACUUCCGUGCGAGUUCGAUGUUGUGCAAAGGCCCUUGUGUAUGGCAGACGACACAGCAGAUUGGUGCGCACCGCACCCGAUCAAGCUUCCCGUUGUUUAUGUUGGCACGCUCUGAUGGCCCAUCCAUUGCAUUUAGGGUCAUUUCUACAAUGAAAGAAAGCAAAAAAAAAAGCACCGCUAACAAAGAGCCCUCAGCGCGCCUUGGUUACUCAGAGGAAGAGCGGGAGCUCCUGAGAUCACUGGUUCAAAAGUACGAGCACAUCAUUGAAAACCGUCGCACAAAUGGCAGUUCUGUGGAAGCAAAGAACAAUUCGUGGAGGAACAAAAAUGUGUGCUGACUACAGCUCGCAACAACACAUUAGGCCACGAACAGAAAAGCGGCUCCACAAACUCUGAGAGAAGCUUAACAAUCGGUGAAAAAAAAAAAAAAAAGGACUCGCAAGGAAAGAGGGACACUCGCGCGACACGUAUGUAAGCCAAUUUUUCAUGUGUUAAAGAAGCUGAAGAUACAUUAUUAUGCACUGUUAUAUGAGAACGGUACAUGUAUACGGAGAAGGGGGUGAAAUAAUGUUCAUAAAAAGUAAAUUAAUAAAAUAGCGGCUUCGAAGUAGAGAACACCUCUGCCGACGUUUGAACAUUUGCUGACGUCGUGCACGCAGAGCAAUCGAAAUAUUUCGGAGCUCCAUAAUUUCAAGUUCACGUGACACUUUUCGCACGGGCGAAAGGAGUUUGACGACGACAUCCUUGCAUAACAAUCUACAUUGACGCAAACCACGACACAAGAAAGUGGUAGACGCGUUCAAAUUGCUGUCUCCUACUCAGAAACUCUAUACGUGCGACAGGCCCGUAGCCAGGGGGGGGGGGGGGUGAGGCUAGCCCUCCCCCCCCCCCCUCCCGGAAAUUUUGGUGAAUUAGGCGUUUUUACCAAAAAUAAGUAGUAAAGAUAGGUGUUUUCUCAAAAAGUCAGGGUUUUCAGCAAGUGCCCCCCCCCCCUCCCCCCCCGAAAAAAAUUCCUGGCUACGGGCCUGACGUGCGACUUUUCGGACUUUCGAGGCAUUACGUGGGUACACACUGGUACACCACCAGUUGCAAAAGUAAGAUAGUAUACUUGCUUCGUUCGUUAAACUUUCUUCCACUUGUUACCUAAGAUCGUUUGAACGCAGUCACGCGCGAUACUUUGUGAAAGGGCUGGCAUGGCGUCGAACUUCAGACACGGCACACUGCAGAAGCACCCAGUUUUACCGCUGUUGCUUGUUGAAAGAGAAAUAAAAGCGUACGCAUGUGCAGA
This is a messenger RNA of Rhipicephalus sanguineus (brown dog tick), 3253 nucleotides long. Its product is annotated as proline-rich proteoglycan 2-like. Lineage: Eukaryota; Metazoa; Arthropoda; Arachnida; Ixodida; Ixodidae. The record is from RefSeq and is a predicted model, not a curated record. Bases 232 to 1101 code for a protein of 289 amino acids. The transcript is spliced from 7 exons.